This is a messenger RNA of Sordaria macrospora k-hell, 822 nucleotides long. RefSeq lists its product as uncharacterized. The record is from RefSeq and is a predicted model, not a curated record. NCBI's taxonomy places the organism in Eukaryota, Fungi, Ascomycota, Sordariomycetes, Sordariales, Sordariaceae.
AUGGAAAUGGAUUCCGAUUAUCAGCCUUGUGGCCCAUUCAAGGCCCCAUUUUUUCACCCUCGGUGUGACGAAUACCCAAUGUAUUCCACCUUGGCUGGAGACAAGCCCCAGCCGCGGAUCUUCGGUCUGAACAAAACCUACGUCUACGCUGGACUGGAAGUCUGGCCUCCGUCCCGCAUUGCACCGGGGGAGAAAAUGGAACUGGCAGCAAUGAUCAAGCUACAGCCUCCUCCCCAUCCAAGGUGGGUGAAGACAGUGUGUCGCAUGAUAGCUUUCCCAGCUCGGGAAAACCCCUUGGUGGACCCAGUCGACAAGAACGCCGACAUUAUUCUUGCCACGCAAGAUGUUGCCUGGAGAGAGAGCGCAGAAUUCCUCGAGGACAUUGAGUAUUUCUUGUUCAAGUUCCAGGAUGUUGCCUUCCCGGAAGCAGGCAAGUUCGAGGUCAGGUUCGAAGUCAACGUGACGGAAUAUUACGACCCGAGAGAAACCCCCCUACAGAAUUGGCCGCCUCCACACCUUUGGGCACAUAAUGCUCCAGAGGAAAUAAUCGAGGGGACUUCAGGGGAAUGGCGUGACCGGUAUCAGAGAACUGGGUUCUGCGCGGGUGUUUUGGUAGUUGGCGGGGUCACCCACGUCGAUGAAGAGUUCAGGGGGCAAUAUUUUGACCAUCAACUGCAAAGGAGGGAAUCUGUUGAUUUACCCGAGAAUCCGAUGCAAGGUGAAGAGUUGUGGGUUAAUUAUGAGGAGGAACCGGAGGGUUCGGAGCAUAUCAACAAACUUCAGGAGGAGGCGACAGUCCAAGUCUACAGUAACGAAGGAUGA